Protopterus annectens (West African lungfish) is the source of this 6073-nucleotide messenger RNA. RefSeq names its product RB transcriptional corepressor like 2 (gene RBL2). NCBI's taxonomy places the organism in Eukaryota, Metazoa, Chordata, Ceratodontiformes, Protopteridae. Gene Ontology annotation, biological process: regulation of transcription by RNA polymerase II; cell differentiation; negative regulation of G1/S transition of mitotic cell cycle. Bases 221 to 3499 code for a protein of 1092 amino acids. The transcript is spliced from 24 exons. Gene Ontology annotation, molecular function: RNA polymerase II transcription regulatory region sequence-specific DNA binding. The record is from RefSeq and is a predicted model, not a curated record. Gene Ontology annotation, cellular component: nucleus; chromatin; transcription regulator complex.
CGCUGGUAGUAAAAUCUAUAGGUGGUUCGUCUGUAGCUGCAAUGGCUGUCAUUCAGCAGGUAUUUAAAUAGCUGUCUUCAGUGUAACCAAAUAGCUCGUCAAGUAUGUUAUACACUUCCUGCAGAAGAGAAACUUCUUAUGUAAUGAAUUGGAUUGCCACUGUACUGGUACAGUUCGAAUGGAUAAUUUGAAGUAAAGUAAGCAGUGGGUUUACUAAAAAAUGACGACUGAAGAGGAAGAAAACACGGAGAAAACGAAGGAACUGUUUGAUGAGCUUUGCAGGAAUCUGAACGUGGACGAGGUUGCUGCUAAUGAUGCAUGGAUUUCUUACGACAGCAUUAACAAAAACUACACGUUAGAGGGGAACAACUUACAUUGGCUGGCAUGUGCCUUAUAUGUUGCAUGCAGAAGGACCGUUCCAACUGUUAGCCGAGGAACAGUUGAAGGCAACUAUGUGUCUCUCACCAAAAUACUGCAAUAUUCACAUCAGAGCUGGAUCGAAUUUUUUAAGAAAAUGAAAAAAUGGGAAGAUAUGGCAGAUCUGCAACCAGAAUUCAGAGAGCGCACUUCUAAACUUGAGAGGAACUUCACAGUUUCUGCUGUAAUAUACAAAAAGUAUGAACCCAUGUUUAGAUACAUCUUCAAGGAUCCCCAGGAAGAUCAGCCUCGACAGCAGAGAGGACGGAAACAAAGGAGAGGCCCUUGUCCAGCAUCUCAACAGUUUCACUUUUGCUGGGUAGUGUUCUAUUUUUAUUUUUUAGGAAACUUUCCAAUGAUAAGUGAUGACCUGGUCAAUUCAUAUCAUCUGUUGCUGUGUGCUCUUGACCUAGUGUAUGGGAAUGCCUUGUUGUGUUCCAACCGUAAGGAGCUUUUAAAUCCCAAUUUUAAGGGUUUACCUGAAGAUUUUAAUAGCCGAGACUAUAGGGCACCUGCAUCUCUUCCUUGUGUCAUUGCUCACCUCUGUUCUGUGUAUGACGGUGUGGUGCUUGAAGCCAAAGGCAUAAAGGAGCAUUACUGGAACCCUUACAUCAAGAAGAUUUUUCACAAAAAGAUUUUGAAAGGAAGAGAAGACAGUCUUAUUGGAUUUAUAGAUCCAGGAAAUUUUGGAGAAAGCUUAAAAGCUCUUAGCAGGGCAUAUGAGGAGUAUAUCCUGUCCGUAGGAACACUCGAUGAGAGAAUCUUCUUGACAAAGGACACUGAGGAUGAGAUUCCAGGCAGAUGUCUAAGCAGCACACCUGGGAAGGAGAGUACAGACAGCUUGCAGAACAAAGCAUUUUCUGUAUCGACUCCUCUUACUGGCCGUCAUUACAUUAAGGAGAGCAACUUGUGUGCCACUCCUAUUACCACAGCAAUGUAUGGUGUCAGUCGUCUACAUACCAUGUUAGCAGGAGUGAGGUAUUCGCCCAGUGAAAAGCUAUUGCAAAUAUUCAGGUCUUGUUCCAAAGAUCCGUCCAAAUCCAUUGUUAACAGGUUGAAGGAAAUGUAUGACACGUUCUGUGCGCAUUUUACCGAUGCAGAGACUGAAUAUAGCAGCUGUUCUAAAGAUAUUGCUACCAAGUACUUUCGCCUUGCAGAAAUAUUGUACUAUAAGGUAAUGGAAUGUGCCUUAGAGACAGAGAAGAAGCGAUUAGGAGACAUAGAUCUCACAAAAAUAUUGGAGCAGGAUGUCUUCCACAGAUCCCUUAUGGCAUGCUGCCUUGAGAUUGUCCUGUUUUCCUAUAAGCCUCCUGGAAGUUUCCCAUGGAUCAUUAAUGUUUUUGACCUUCAGCCGUACAAUUUCUAUAAGGUGAUAGAGGUGACAAUUCGAGCAGAAGAUAACCUCUUCAGAGAGGUAGUAAAACAUCUGAACAAUAUCGAGGAACAAAUUAUAGAAAGUUUAGCCUGGAAGAAAAGUUCCCCUCUUUGGACUGGGAUCAGAGAUGCUGACAAUAAGGUCCCUUCCUGCCAAGAGGUAAUGCCACCCCAGUAUUUUGAAAAUUCCACUGGAAACAUCUCAUUAAAUUCUCCUGUGACUCCUAGCAGGACAAGUGAAGUUCGCACUGAAACUGGACUCGGGUCAACUGCCUCUCCAUCGCCCGCAGCAUUACUUGAUAUAUACAGUUCACCUAAUCCUGGCAGUGCAAGACGAAGAUUGUUCCCUGAAAAUGAUUCCUGUUCAGAACCUGCAGGUCAGGCGAGAGUUCCCCAGCCACAAGUAAUAAACACUGUUCCGACUCAGAGCAUGGCUCCAGAAACUGUGUCAGUAACUCCUGUACCUGGGCAGACACUAGUCACCAUGGCAACUGCAACCGUAACUGCAAACAAUGGUCAGACUGUUACAAUACCAGUACAUGGUAUUGCCACAGAAAAUGGAGCAAUUACUUUUAUUCCUGUCCAGCUCAGUGUAAGUGGACAGUCACAGACUGUUGCACCACUUUCAGCACAGACUCUUGCUGGCAGUCUUACCACUCAGCAGAUAACAGGUACCACUCUGCAGAUGGCAGGACCUGUCACGGUUCAGAAAGUGACUCCAUCCCCAGGUCAGCAACAGAGACAGACACUACAAGGAGCAGCGAGUCAAAAACAGAAAAAAAUGGGCUCUUUGUGUCUGUUUAUUAGAAAGGUUUUCCACCUGGCCAGUGUUCGCCUGAGAGAUCUCUCUGACAAAUUAGAAAUUUCUGAUGAGCUGAGGAAGAUCAUUUGGACGUGCUUUGAAUUUUCUCUUGUCCAGUGCCCAAAACUGAUGAUGGACCGACAUCUUGACCAGUUACUGAUGUGCGCUGUUUAUGUAAUGGCAAAGGUAACACAGAGGGACAAGUCUUUCCAUGACAUUAUGAAGUGCUACAGAACCCAGCCCCAGGCCAGUAGUCAUGUGUAUCGAAGUGUUCUGCUGAAAGGACGAAGAAAACGACGAUGUUCUGGAAGCAGUGAUGGCAGUGGACGGCAGAGUUCCCCAAGAGAGACUAGCACAGGUAGAAGUAGCAGAGAUUCUAGCCCUGUAAUGCGAUCCGACAGUACCCUUCCAGUACCUCAGCCUAACAGUGCUCCACCCACUCCAACGUGCCUCACAGGCCCAAAUAGUGAUGUUGAGGAAGAAGAGAGAGGAGACCUCAUCCAGUUCUACAAUGACAUCUAUACUGAACAAAUUGAGGACUUUGCAAAGAAGUAUUCACCAAACAGAAGAAGUGAAGCUCCACCGCUAUCACCGUAUCCAUGCCACAGGAUAACCUCCCCCCGUCGAGUCCAGCUUUCUCAGCACCACUCCAUUUACAUUUCUCCUCAUGAAAACAGUGACGUUCCAACACCACAGGACAGGAUGCUUUACUGCUUCAGUAGCAGCCCCUCCAAGAUGCUGAAAGACAUUAACAACAUGAUCAAGAGUGGAGAGACACCAACCAAAAAACGAGGUAUUCUUCUUGAGGAUGGAAGCGAAUCUCCAGCAAAAAGAAUAUGCCAAGAAAAUCAAUCUGCCUUAAUGAGAAGACUGCAGGAUGUAGCCAAUGACAGAGGCUCUCACUGAGCCAGCCACGUGUCUACACAUGAACCCUGCUUUAUUCUUACUUUUUAACUUGCACACGCCUCCUUUUCAGAUGUAAAGCAACAUCUGAAAAAUACUACAAGAUGGCUAACUUGGAAGGAGUGUCCCUAGAGUGGGCUUUGCUGACAUUCAUUAGCGAACAUGUAAUCCUUUUCCUAGUUAUGCAUUUACUGCUUAAUACCACUCGGCACUUUUUUCCUUUUGGUAAAAACUGCAUUAGUUUCAUUCAGCACAUUUGAUGGUAGUUUAAAGUAGUAUAUGUUUUUCUGCCACUGGAUUUCGCAAGGAAAUAAGAAUAGUGGCUAUUGGGAGCAACUAUUUUUCAAAAUACAAAUAACUAGUCUGCCCAGUAGUCCCUGUUUUGAACAAAGCCUGGUCAUAAUUUACAAAGGUAAAGCGUGCAUCUCACAACCAACAGGAAAGAGGUGAUUUUAUUUGGUGCACUUUGCCUGUGCACUAGGCCAUGGGAUCCUCAGAGCACUGGACAGCAACACCAAAAUAGAAAUUUACAAGUUCUGCUCAAAUCUGUCCUUGGAGCGUCCAGGGCACAUAUUUUUAUAUUCUGCUUUGUAUUUAUAAGAGAGUUCAUAGGUCUCACCUUUUUUAUUUCAGCCCUUCAUAAGCAAAUUUUUUUAUAUUAUCUUUCUGAGGAUGGAAAGUAUUAAUUGGACAAACAUAGCAAAUGAAGCAUGUAUAUCAUUUGUUAAUGUGCAUUAACAUCAGUCCUUGAUUCAACUAAAAAUGAGUAUAUAUCUUUUUUUUUUUUAAGACACUGAACUCAUUUGCUAGAAACCUACAGGUGUUGCACUGUCAUUACUUUGAAGAAAAUAUUCACUUUUGUAUAGUUUUGCUGCAGAGCAUUAUAUAGUCAGUGUAGCAUUUUAACUGGAAUUUAGUUUUGCCCAUUUCUGUCUCAUAAGUACUUAUCUGUUAUAGCUCCGUAAAAUUUGUUUUAUCCUGUGUUUUUUUUUUCACUCACUUUACCAGAGACACAGCUUCUGUGUUUCCUUUUUUAUUCAUAUCAAUAUAUAUAUAUUUUUUCAAAACAGGUAACAUUUGAUGAUACUAAAGUUAUGUCAUUGUUGUAUGUUUUUGUUUUCAGAUGUCCAAGGCUGGAGUACGACUAUGCUUGUUUUUUUUUCCCUAGUGUAAAGAUGGAAUUUAUUGUGGAUGUCUUUGUUAACAGCUUGGUAAGAAAACUGUUAAUGGACCAUCCUGCAGCUACACUAGGCUUUUCCCCUGGCCAGAUUGUAAGUUUUUCUGGCACGUUUUUAGAGUAUUUGUUGUAAGCAGACUAGUGAGUGCCCACAUGGAGUGAAUUAUCUUUGAGCUUCACUGUUGCUUAAAAAUCAGAAAUAGAAAAAAAAGUGGAACUUAUUACUAUACCAGUUAACAAGCUAACAAAUUAAUAGAAGAAAGUUAAAGCUUUCAUAAUGCACAAGUCCUUUUUAAUCCUACAAGGUUAGUGCCAGAUGAAGGCUAAUUCACUUGGGCACUUUAAUUCAUUUAGUCCACUGAAAAUUGUUUUUUUUUUUUGCUUGUCCAUAUCCAUUGUAUGUGGAUGCAUGGGUAAUGCUUGUAUGAGAGAAUUUUUUUUCCUUAUCUUAAUAGGUCAGCCAACUAACUUUUAUUAUUAUUACGGGUGGCAGACAGUGACCAUAUGCAUAUCCCUUCUGUUUUUAUUCUUCAGGACAGUAGCCCACAUUUAGCUCAGUUGAGGGAUCAGAACAGUCUUAACACCUUUAUUAAAUUAUCACUCAAGACAUAGGGCAAGAUUCUAAAAGAGCUGCUCUCAGUGUAAGCCUACCCUGAUCCCAAAAGACUUGCUGUCUGUGUAGGUGACUUACUUCGGUGUAAGGCCCGUCUAUAAACAGGCUUAUACCAGGGACCAGAUUCCAAAAGACCUGCUCUCAGUGUAAGUAAAUGGUUACUUAGAGUAAACAUUUUGGAAUUAAGCCCAUCAAUACACAUAUACCUUAAUAGAAAACAAACCAUAACAACUUUUUUCAUUUACAUACAUUAUACAUUAACUAUAUGGGUUCUUUCUUUAUAACUGUUGUCAAGUCUAGUACUACAUGUGCAUCAGAACAGUCCUAACUUCUAGUUAACAUCCAAAUCCCACCUUUUCUUUUUUCUCAGGGGUGGUGUUAGUUGGCUUCUCAUGUAUAGUCCCAUGAUAACACUGAUACCUGAGCUGGUUUGCUGACACCACAGGUACUUCAUAUGGUUUUUCCCGUCCUCACCAAUCAUCUGGUCAUCCAUUUUGAAAAAUUUUAAUCAGAAGUAAUUUUAACAGCUUAACAUACAAGAUGUGGCUAGCCUUUUUGUUGCAUCAUAAAAUAGCCAGAUGUUUUAUGUGCUCUUUAAGAAAAUUAAUUUAUGCUUCUGAAAAAUACUUUGUUUCAUUUUCCCCAUUAGAAAACUUAAUUGUAAAUAAAAUGUAAAUAGAGCUAAUUUAUAUAUUAAAAAAAGUCAUAUGGAGAAAAUAUGAUUACUUGUAUAAUGUGAAGUUUUGUUUUAUAUGAACCAGUACAUGUAAUAAAGUUUUGUAUUUGA